Molecule: messenger RNA, 4437 nt
Organism: Echinops telfairi (small Madagascar hedgehog)
Lineage: Eukaryota; Metazoa; Chordata; Mammalia; Afrosoricida; Tenrecidae
Product: protein SMG5-like
Exons: 3
Coding region: 120-3083 (987 amino acids)
Biological process (GO): nuclear-transcribed mRNA catabolic process, nonsense-mediated decay
Cellular component (GO): telomerase holoenzyme complex
Molecular function (GO): telomerase RNA binding; protein binding; telomeric repeat DNA binding
Source: RefSeq, a predicted model, not a curated record
AUCUCUAUGGCAAAUUUUCCCAUCAAAUGAUCUCUCAGAGUAUAAGGUGUUUUUCUCUUCUCCCACCCUCCUGAGAAUCUAAAAGCAAAUUCUACUCAGAGAAGGGACACAUAAGCAUCAUGGGAAAAGGAUCCGGUCCCGUGGAGAAAAGCCGGGCAGAAGCCAAGAAGGCCAAACUCCUCUACCAGGAGGUUUGCUUAGCGGCUCAGCGCCUUGACUUGUUCCUUGGAAAUGGCAAUGCCCACAAUGAAGUUUUCAAACCCCAUGUUCUCGCCCUCAGGGACUUGGUUCAGCAAGUUUGCAUUAAGCUCAUGUUCCUGCACCCGGUGGAUUAUGGGAGGAAGGCCGAAGAAUUGUUAUGGAGGAAGAUGUACUCUGAUGUUGUUAUGCUGUUGAUGAAGACCAACAGAAAACACACUUUCAAGCAGUGGGAGGGCCCAUUGAGAGCUCAUCUGGUGGGUGGCCUCAAAUUCUAUGAGCAUCUCUUCUUGUUUCUUCAGCAACACUAUGAGCUGAGGCUGCAGAGUUACAUAGAUUGGCCCCAUUGUGCAUUCCACUUGAUUGGCUGUGAGAAAGUGGGGCCCACAUCCGAAGAAGAGGCAGCCUGGGCCCAAAUGGCCUGCCAUCGCUGCCUACUCUACCUGGGGGACUUGUUCCGCUAUCAGCAUGAAUUCCUAGCCCUGGCCACCAAGGACUUGGCUGAGAGGUGUUAUUAUCGAGCCCUGUCAGUGGCCCCACACAUGGGAAUGCCCUUCAACCAGUUGGGAGCUCUCACAGGGAGCAAGUACUACGAUGUGGAAGCCACGUACUUCUACCAGCGUUGCCUCCACUCAGAAGUGCCUUUCAAAGGGGCAGCUUGGAACCUGAAACAACUAUACGAUCAUGCUGGAAAAAGAUACAGUCGCCUGAAAAGGUAUCAGGGCAAGAAGCUCUCUCCCAGACAGAGGCGGUGUUGGGAUAACAAAAGACUACUGGUUAGCUUCCUCUACCUUCAGAGCCUCCUGCAGCCUCAGAGGAAACCCAGAACCACCCGGCUGAUAGCUCUGUGCCAGUUGGUCCUGGACGACUUUCGCCUCUGCCUUUCCUAUCGGCCGUGCCCAUCUGACCAGGGUCAGGCUGCCGUGGAGGGAAAGCCUCCACGAGGCUACUUGUUUCUCCCGGACCUUCUCAUCUUCCACAUGGUGAUUCUUUGCCUCAUGAGUAUCCACAGCCUGAGGAAAGCAGGCUCAAGGCAGCCCAGCCCAGCGGUCAUCUUUACCUUGACCCUUUUUUCUCAUCUGAUUCGCCACGUGAACACUCGAAUCCAGGCCGAGCUUCAGAAAGGGAAGCUGACUCCCGAGGUGGUGACCCCCACGGAGGGCAGCCAGGAGACAGAGACCGCGAAGGAGCAGCACGACAUUCCAGCCCCCUGUCCUGGGCUCCACCCCAGCAAACCGCGGAAAAGCUACAGGACACCUGAUGUUUCCGGUGAGGAUUACAAGUCGGGCGCCACUUUCCGUUCCUGCGGUGACUCCGACGAGACAGAUGAAGAGGAAAACAUGUUCUCAAGUUCACGGGCCCAUUCUGAAAGCGGUAGUGAAACAUCUUAUUCAGAUGCCCCUGACGCAGAAGCAAACGACUCCCCGAAUCCUGCAGCCAAGCAGGAAGGUGGGGCAACGUCCAGCUAUAAAGUUGCUCAGCCCAGAGAAAAGCUGAUGGCGGUCAAGCUUCCCAGGAAUCUCCUAGAUUUCUUGAGAACAACUCUCUCUGCCAACCUGCCAACCCCGCCGAGCCAUACACACCCAGGGAAUCCUGGUUCUCACGUGGCGCCUGCCUGCAUGCCCAAGGCUCUGAUGGCACAGUCUGAUCGGAGUCCUGCGUCCAGCACUGCUUCUGCUGUGGAUGACAAGUCAUGCUCUCCCAAGACAGAGCUGCCCACCGGUUCCUACUUGGGACAGAACACGUCCACCCACCCGUCUUGCAAUCACCUUCAGACUGUUCAGAAGAAACUGAAGAUCCUCUCUGCGGAAGGGCUGCUGCCCACCGUCAAGGUGAUUGUGAGCUGGCUCCGCGCCAACCACUGCCUCCUCACUUCAUAUUGGCGCAAUCGACUUAGCCUGUGGGACCAUCUGUCAGUGCUGCUGAACCUGCUGCCCUCAGUGGCAGACCUGCAGGACCCAGGCCUUGGCCUGUCCCACCAGCUGCAAGACCUGCUGCAGAGCUGUAAAGGCUCCCGCCCUCCCAGGUUCCUGUAUCUCCCUGAGGAUAUUGCUUUGUGCCAGCACGCCCCACUGAAGGCUUCCCAGGACAGGGUGUACUUGGAUCAAGACCCCCCUGCCCUCAGUCCCCAGGAUGAAGCUGCUGUACGCAUCUGUUUCCUCAGAAGCUUUGGCCACUUUGCCACGCAACUCCCUGGAAGGCUCCUGAGGUUCAACUCUAAGUUGGGUGUCUUUGUGAGCAGUGGCUGUGCAGGAUCAGAAAACCCUUCUCGGCAAUUUCCUCAGAGAACUUCAAGGAUCAGGUUUUCGAAAAACAUCGUUCAGCUCUGGCUUCACCGUGAAGUAGUGCAGCUGGAGAAGACUCUAAGGGGCCUCCAGACUCAGCCAGCUCUGACCCCUUACCUGUUCCCUGACCCCAGAGCCCUCUGUGAGCAUCUUCCCGUCAUCCAGCAACUUGCCACCAGUGGUAAGUUUUUCCUCAUCAUCCCCAAGAUUGUGGUUGACAUCCUGUACCUCCUAAUAAUGGAAGACUAUAGGGCAUGGGCAGCCAUCGCUUUCCUAGAGGGUGAGCUGAGAAGAGGCAACCAGUACAUUCUGUGCCAGUGCUUUGUAACCAAGACGUUUGUGAGACCCAGGAUGACCAGGCCAGACUCCGAUGCCUGGGAUCUUUAUAACAUCCUUGACUUCUGCAAGAGCGUGCUGAGGUCCUCUAGGCCAGGCCCACUGGAUCCCAGGCGCCUGGUCACCAUCAUCACAGGCAUCUGUCUGGAUAACGCUAGGAAUUUCUCAUAUCCCCUGCAGUUGGCCCUGGGGACAGCAACGGAAGCUGGCGUGGAAAUAAAGAACAUUCGGCGCUUCUACAGAGAGUGGAAGGCAAUCAGCUGACAUUAUUGCUUCUCUCUGCUUCUCCUCCUCCUCCAUCACUUAGGGGCGGGGCUCCCUUUGUUCCUCAUUCUGGUCAGCACCAAUGUUGAUGGUCGAUGUUGAAUACAAAGCAUACCUGUAUCUAUCCCCGGGUAAUGUUUUACUGUGCCUGUGUCCCCCAGCCUUCGUGUGUCCUACUGUGUCAUCUUGGCUGGUUACUGUGUUCUCUCGUUGGCAAAUUUCAUGAUUAAGCAAAUUCAGUGUGUAACAUUCCUCCGGAGAAGCCACACAUUAAGGAGGCACUCUCAAGUCCAGAUCCAAUGUACUUAGCUCUGUUUUGUGACAUGAACCUUUUCCUUUUAAUGCUGUUUUCUUGUGAUGGGACCAUGUCUCUAACCUAAGGCCUCGGCCGUCAGCGCAAACUCAAUACGUUUAAAAGUCACAUGGACGAUUGUGGUGAAGGAUUUUACUGCACUCUGGUCAUUUUCUGUGUUCGUUGCAAGUUUUUUCUGUUGACGAGACUACUCACAAUUGUGAGUUUUAACUUAUGACCAGAAUUCACAUGGUGUACACACAAUGUCAUUGUAAGAGAACAGAAAUCCCCUAGAAUGUACUCCAAAGGCGUGAUUGCGAAAAUGUCCCAAAAGGUCAGAAGGAAAAGCAAGAAACAGAAUUUCACGAUAGCCAAACUCGAAGAACUUGAACAGCUGUGGAAGGACAAAAUAAUAUGCCAAUCGCAUCCCUGUGUCCAGGUGAUCAAGAAUAGAACCGAGUCUGCCAGUCCCUGGAGCUCUUGCCCCCACGCCAUCCCAAAGGGACCUGAGCUGCUCAGAUCCCUUAAAAGUCCUCACAUCAGGCUCUCUACCCAUCACAUCCAGAAUGUUCCUUCCUGAAAAUACAUCAUAUUUCAGGGCCAAACUUAAUAUAUUUUGGGGUCCAUCUGAGUCUUUAGCUUUGGGGCCUCAUCCCUCAGUAACUCAACCUUAGAUACGAUUGUCCACCUCGCAUGUCCUUAAUUCCAUAGAAUUAUGCUGAGAACACCACUCCUGGUUUCUCAGCAUACUUUUCAGUGACUUUAAACCGUCUCAAUACCUCCUCAUAUGUUCUCCUUCACAAUGCCUUUAUUUUAAAGUACACUUUUGGUAGUUUAUAAUCUUUAUUGAAAAAGUUUCAACUACAUGCUUAUAGAUAGUAGAAGGAGAGGACAAACCUAAGGCUCAGCAGCACCUACAUCGUCACUUUGGGUGCUUUGAGUUAUUACAACCAGCCAUGCUUCCUCUGUGUUAAUGUUUCUCCCACUUGUAGUUAUAUCUGAUAAAUAUUAUUUCAGCUUUUUAUUACAUAAUCUUCUUGGUGUCUUUAAGUAGUUUUUUAC